This is a messenger RNA of Ectocarpus sp. CCAP 1310/34, 3274 nucleotides long. The record is from the annotation of a GenBank genome assembly. NCBI's taxonomy places the organism in Eukaryota, Phaeophyceae, Ectocarpales, Ectocarpaceae.
AUGGACGCCAGCUGGCAGGAUGUGUUGGUGCUUGACGGCCAGCAAGAAGGAAAAGAGGAGCGGGCGCGACACGCUGCUACUCUUGCCGCUGCUGCGGUCAACGGCGACGGCACUCACGCUCAUGCUGGCGUAGACAACAGAGUUCUGGUCGUCGAGGACUUGGAAGCAGACGGCGACAUUCUCGGCUUCUUUGGAGCACUGGACUCGCCCACCGCCACCGGCCCGACUCUCGAUACCUACAUCUGUGUGCGCACCGGGCGCGAGGUAGACCGACCAACGACCAGACUUCUCACCAGAGCCCUACACGGCUGGCUCAGCGGUCCGGCGGCGGCAGCUGCAGCGACGGGUCGAGAUUGGCUUGGAGGCCUAGCGGGCGCGGAAGCGGCAGGGCGGCCAGCAAACGAGGAGGAGGAGGGGGAGCUAGUCGACUGGGUUGACACGAGAGGGAGGGUUAUCUGCGCGCUGCCCAGGCCGGUGGUGCAUUCUAACAAUGUGCUUCAUCGCGGGGCUGGGGUUAUGGUCAGGGACGCUAAGGCGAGGACGGCGUGUUUUGAGGAGCCAGCUAUAAUGUCGCUAGUGGAAGAUACCAUGAAGGCAAGCAAGAAGGAGGAGCCAGCUGGCACCAUGGAGGGCGCCGCUGACCGCGGCGAUGCUAGGAAGAGCGCCGCCGCGGAGUCCACGAACGCCGAAGGAGGGGCACCGUGGACCGGGAGUGCGCAGGACGGGAGCGGCGAAGCAGGGGGCUUUGUCCCCCAAGAGGUGAGAGUAGCCGCUGCUCAGAACCAAGAUUAUAGUAGUGCCAUGGGAGAUGGUGGUGCUGCUGUUGGCUUUGGAUACGGAGCCACAACCCCAGCGACGGGGUACCAAAGUGUGCGGUACACUUUUCCUCCGUUCAGCGGGAAAUCGAAAUAUUUCAACCAAUGGCUAAAUGAUUUCCGCAUGGCAGCUAAUGGCGCAAACCUGUUGGAACAAUUUGAAGAGAGCGGGAGCUUGGAGAUCCCCGUCAACAGCGGAAAGAACAAGUUUUUGCUGUCACAGCAGUACCGAAGCGAGCAAGUAGAGCUCACAUUCCACGCGUGGAAGUUCCUGUCUCACGCGUUGAACGAAAAAGAUCGGAAAAUCAUGAAGUGGGCAGAGACGCCCCAGGGAGGUCUUCGUGAGCUCAAGACCAUACACGACCCUGAAUCAUCUGUACAGCCGUCAGAGGACCUCAAGUCCCUGACGUCGAACAAGAUAUCUAGAGGUGAAACCCCCCAAAACGCCCUCAAUGAGAUGCUCCAAAGCGCAAAGUCCUUAAACGAGAAAGGGCUAACUGUUAACGAAACGUUCGUCUUUCACCUCUUCCUGGAUGCCCUUUGGGACGAGUAUGCCAUGACAAAUCACAACCUGCGACACGCGAAGGAGUUGACGCGGGCCGGUGUGCUAAAGGAAUUAAUGAUCGAAUACAAGGCGAUCAAGGACAAGCUGGAGCAGGGGAAAGGAAAAGGGGCGAAGGGCGCAGAGCAAGCGGCCGCAAGGAGCGGUACUCAAGUAGGAGUCAGGGGCAAGGUCGUGGUCGUGGCGGCGGCCGUGGCCGCAGCAGCAGUCGUGGCGGCGGUCGCGGCGGCCGCUCAGGCGGAUCCGGACGGGUCGAGGAGAGCAAGGGAAGCAGCAGUGGAGGCGCCGAUGGCGGCGGACAUCGUGCCGUGGUGUGCGCGCUGCGAGGGGUGGGGCCACACCAAAGAAAAGUGCGCGACGGAGGAGGCCGUCCUAGCGCAAGUGGUGGAGCAUGAGAGCGACGUGGACUCCGUGGAAGACCAGGCGUUUUGUGCCGUGGCAGUCCCCCCAGGCGAGUGUGGUACCGUUGGUGAAGUAGGUCUAGUGAGGGUUGUGGAACAAGGCCAGGCGGUGUACGUGGCCGACACAGCGGCGACGUGCUCCAUGUUCCGAUGUGCAGACAACUUCGUGAACUACCGUGAGCGUAGCGGUUGGGUGAAGGGGAUCGGAGGCGACAAGGCCCCCGUUCCUCGUCUAGGAUACGGACAUGUGACCUUAGUCCUACAGACGGAAGAUGGUGGAGUACCCGCACCAGUACUGAAUACUGCCCAUGUACCAGAGGACCCCUACAACCUCCUCUCGCUGUCUUCGUUGGCGGAGGAGGGCCACACGUAUUCGGGGAUGAAGGGGGGCCUCACGCUGACCACGAAAGCCUGGGGGGAGGUGUGGUUCCCCCGGACUGGAAAGCUGCUGACCCAACGAGGCUAUCAAAUAAAGCCAACGCUACACACCGCCUGUGCCGCACUCAUUGUUCCUGGCGAUGCGAAAGCAGCCACCCCCACUGACCUCAGCGAGUACCACCUCGCGCACGGCCAUGCCCACGAGACGUUGCUCUGGAUCACGGCGGAGCAGCAGGGAGUGCAGCUGCCGGAUGGACCGCUGCUACCCUGUCUUGGCUGUUGGAUGUCCAAGGGACAGGUGACGCCCGUCCAGAAGAGCACGAGCACACGUGCACUGCUACCUCUCGCAGAUGACGAGCAGGGAGGGGAGGGUGAGAUCAGAGCGGAUGCAUCACGCCAAGGUUGGGGGGGGCAGAGAGGCUCAGAGAGUGAGUCCGACCUCGACGUGAUGGAGGCUCGUGGGCCAGGGCAAGCGACGCCGUUUGUGCGCGAGGAGGCGCCGACGGCACCCGGCAACGGGAUUCCGGGGGACGGAGGCAGCGUUCCCCCGUCACCCCCUUCGGGAAGGGGCGACUUCGGUGGAGGCAGUGACAGCCCCACCGACAGCAGCAGCAGCAGCAGCAGCCCGAGCAGCAGCAGCAGUGACGCCGGCGGUGCCGGCGGCUCGGGCGGCGAAGAGUCCGGCGACCCAUGUGGGGACGGCGGUAGCGAUGGUGAUCCCGGCGACUCCGAGAACCUCCAGGAGUUGAAGCGCAAGGUGCAGGAGGUGUUGGACCCGGAACAGCAGGCGUUCGGGGCCGAGGUCGACGCCAGCGGGUCUUCGCAACCACUUCCAGACCCACAGCUAAGUAUGACCUCGCCAAUCGGGCAGAAGCCGAGUGAUGUGGAAGCAGUACCGAUGACGUACAAGGAUGUGAUGUGUUCCAAGUACGAGGUUUCCUGGGAGGCGGCCGUGAAGAAAGAGAUAGAUGGCCACGACAAGACUGGAACCUUUACCAAGGUCAAGGAGCUGCCCGAGGGGCGGAAGGCCAUAGGUUCAACGUGGGUGUUCUCUUGGAAGACGAAUGAGAAAGGCCUGAUAGUCGACUUCUAGGCCCAUAUGGUUGCGCGGGGUUUCU